Hydractinia symbiolongicarpus is the source of this 1830-nucleotide messenger RNA. Its product is annotated as Golgi resident protein GCP60-like. The transcript has 6 exons. The coding region runs from base 109 to 1350 and encodes 413 amino acids. Gene Ontology annotation, cellular component: Golgi membrane. Lineage: Eukaryota; Metazoa; Cnidaria; Hydrozoa; Anthoathecata; Hydractiniidae. Gene Ontology annotation, molecular function: fatty-acyl-CoA binding. The record is from RefSeq and is a predicted model, not a curated record.
GUAAAAAUUAUCACGUGAUAACGUAGAAAUGCACACGAUGAGUGAUUUUGCUGCGAAUGCGUCGGCACACUAAUGUGAAAACAGCUUAUCGAAAGUUACUUCGCAAACAUGGCGGCCGAAGUGGUGGGAGGUGGAAAGGAUGAAAAUACACCAGAAGAGACCUUUAACUCCAAUGGAAAUCUAAGCAUAAAUUUAGACGCUUCUUCAUUAAACGAAAGUUCAGUUACUAGAAAGAACGAAGAAAUAUUUAAACUUGGCUUUAAUUUAAAUGACUUAUACAAAAUCUCAUUGCAGUAUUACAGAAAAGAGAAAGACUUCCUACCACUAACAUACCAUGACAAAGUUCAGCUAGUUGCACUUUGGAAACAGAUUUCGUGUGGAAAAUAUGACGAUUCCAAAGUGUCGGAAAUAGGUUACUUUGAUGUGAUUGGCAAUGAUAGAAGAAAAGCAUGGGGAGCUCUUGCCGAUAUGGCACCAGAUGUUGCAAAAGAGAAAUUUUGCAAUACGCUUGAAAAAAAUUGUCCCAACUAUACAGAAUUCGUAGCUAACAAAAAACGCGAAAUUGAAGCGGAGAUCGAAAGAAAACGAAAAUUAGAAGAAGAGAGAAAAAGAAAAGAAGAAGAGGAACGCAGGAGGAGAGAAGAAGAGGAAAAAAUUAGAAGAGAGGAAGAAGAGCGGAUUAGACUGUCGUUGGAAACUGAAAGAUUGAAGUUAAAGGAGGAGCAAGAAGAAGCAAGACAUCAAGCAAUGGCCGAGCAGGAGCUAAAAGAGAAUCGCAGAACAGAUGCUCCGAAAUUAGUUACUCCGCAGAUUAACGGUGCAACUACGGGAAGAACUAUCGCACCAGCGUCGUUGUGGACUCGUCCCAAACUACAAGAAUUUAUCAAUCACGUAAAAAGAGAUGCAAGUUCUGUACUAGUGGUUGGGCGAGGAGAAACAGUCACUAUACGAGUGCCCACUCACGAAAAUGGUUCGUGUUUAUUUUGGGAAUUCGCUACGGAAUCCUACGAUGUCGGUUUCGGUGUGUAUUUCGAAUGGUCAACUUCCAAAUCGCAAGCAAUAAGCGUGAAAGUAAACGAUUCAGACAACGACGAGACAAACACCGCCGACGAAGUGAAAACGAACGGAGUUGAACAAAUAGUCGUUAACGAAAACGAAAACAAUGUUGAAGUAAUGGAUAAACCGAAUACGGACGAAGUUUUGCCAGUGCUUCGUAGAAACUCGCAUGCAGAGGUCAUAGUAGGCUCUCACAUGUAUCCUGGACAAGGAAUAUACUUGCUAAAAUUUGACAAUUCCUAUUCAUUGCUACGAUCAAAAACUUUAUAUUACAGAGUUUACUACACGAAAUGACCUAUUUCUAGAAUAACUUCGGCCUCAGGCUUCAUCUUUUCACAACGGACACUAGGUUGCGUCUGAUUUAGUUAAUAUAAUUUAUUUGCUAUUAAAAUAUUAGAAUAUCUUUUUUUAAAGCGCAGACCGACUGGGUCAGUUGUUUUUUUGGUAUCAAAUUUUUCAUACAAUACAGAAGCUAUUGAGUUUCUAUCUACAAAAGUUGACAAGUGUAGUCUUGAACAAAUAUUUUGACAAAAUAUUUCUGUGUAAUUCAAAAAUCAGGUCGUUUUUCUGCGUAUUUAUUAUGCUGCCAAAUAUUGUUACUUCGCUUGAUCCAUAAGACGUAGCGCCUUAUCAGCGUUCAUUUGUAUAGCUGUUAGAUAUAUGGAUUAGCGUAUUUUUUGUACCAACUCAUAAAUGGAGUGUUCUGUCUUUUGUAUGUGUAAAAUGUCCUAUUUGAGAAGUAUAUAAACGGGAGAAAAAUCCUUCAUUAAGGUA